AUGAUGAUGAGUCUGAUGGGUUAUGCAAGCUUUUGUACAAGAGAAGAUAUCACCGUGACAUCUUCAGCGCCACCACCUGCGUAUCAAGCUCAGAGCGCGACAAUAGGGUCUGACGACCUCGUGCGUGCACUACUCGACCGUGUAAGUCAGCUUGAAGCUAGACUACAGGAGCAAUACAACAUCGCCUCGAGCGAAACACCGCUACCACCUCCGCAACUGGCUGAUAACCCAGCAAGUCCCGCAAAUGAUGAAGCGAUUACUCUAUCUACGGACGAUGACAUCACGUCACAAUCUGUGGAAACUGGUGAUGCAGCUACUGUGCUAGAAUUUCUGGCAUGGGGCCGUAAGAAGGAUGCCGAUUAUGGAACUUCGCCAGAACAUAACAGCGGGCCAAGACGACUGAGUGUCAGACACGAGGAUGAAGCGACCACCUCAAAUAUCCCAUGCGAAGCCAGCAGAGAUGCACAGCUUGAUUUACUCGAAUCGCUUCUUCCCGACAAGACUCACAUCAUACAACUUGUCGAGUACCACAAUACCUCCAUCUUAUGGUACCAUGGCUCCUAUUCUUCAGCGAUGUUUGAAAGUGACCUGGACCUUUUUAUGGGUGAGUAUGAAGGCAACGUUCGCCAUGAGGACCUGAAUCUGCAAUGGCUAGGUCUGCUGUUCGCCAUCAUGACUGGAAGUAUUACAUGUGCACCAUCAUCUAUCUAUCGGUCUUGGGGAUUCUCAUCGGAGGAGCGCAUGGUCUUGUCUCAAAGGUGGUACGAAGCGACCGUGACAUGCCUCGAAGUUGCGGGUUAUAUCGAGACUCAUACGAUAUAUUCUGUCCAAGCUAUCGCGACUCUGACGAUUGCGGCUCACAUUCUAGGCAAGUCGAACAGCCAGUCAAUACUGCUUGCAUCAGCUGGUCGCAUCGCCCAAAGCCUCGGUCUACACCGCCUUGGACCAGAGAACGCAGCUAGGGCUACUUCAAAGGAGCAGCUACGUCAACGUGAGGCCGGUCGACGGGUAUUCAAUCAGCUUUGCACGCAAGAUUGGUUCCAGAUUCCGUUCUCUGAGUCAUAUUCAUUGAACCCUCGCUUCUUCAAGACCUCGAAGCCUCUCAAUUGCAACGAUGAAGAUAUGGUACCCCUGCCGCUAUCUACUCCAACCCAGGCGAGCUAUUGUAACUAUCGUUACGAUAUUGCGGCACUUAUGCCGCAGCUACUGGAUGCAAUGACAGGCUGCAACACGCUUUUCACAAAGUAUGAGCAGGUGCUGCGGUACGACGAGAAGAUGCGCAAGCUUGCUACCGCAUGUAUGCCUACAUUUCUCUCAAACAAUGCGCCCGUAGCAACGGGCUGGCCUAUUUAUGUUGGAUGGGCCAGACGCUCAUUGGCUAUAUGUGCCUCGCACAAGAUCAUCAUGAUACAUCGGAAGUUCAUUGGGCUCUCAUUCUCGAACUCCGCGUUCUCGUUUACCCGCCGUACCUGCAUAGCAGCAUCCAAAACCAUAUUGAAAGAAGCAUUAUCUGGCAACGACCAGGGGCCGACGCUGUGGAUUGAACAAGCUUUCUCCGUCGCAGCGGGGAUCAUCCUCAGCCUCGAUGCAUUUCACCGGUCGGCCAGUGAAAGGGAGUUUGAAGAACACAAAAAACUUGUCGAAGACGCAAUCAGCUACUUGAGGACAUUUGAAGACAGCAAGAUAGCUUCACGUGGUGUGCAGUUGCUAUCUGGCUUGCAGCGUGAACUCCAGAAUGGAAGAAGCGUCAACCCCAGGAAGCGCCAACAGCCUACAGAAUUCGGCGAACUGGCUCCCUCGUCUAGCAAGAGAGCACGUACAUUCAACGUGGAAAGCUUUAUCAAUAACGUAUCUAGAGACUUGCAAGUAACAAUCCCCACUUCUUCGACCGCAGAUGGCCCUGCAAAUUGGAUCACCACACUGAGUGUCAGACCGGGUCAAUCAGCAGUGGCCAUGGCCCUCGAAUCUAAUGGCGAGAUGGGGCCGAAGUCCAAAUACGCAGAAGAAACGGGUCCAUACUCCUCAGCAGCGAGCGAAGAUAUGGGCGCAGUGACUGAGAAGUGGCAAGAUACACUCGCAGAAAUUAAGUAUGCUUUUACAACGAAGGAUGGGUGGAUUGGCGACUAUGAUUAUAUUUACCUCAUCACCCCAAACAUUUGGCCACUCAAUAGAAAGUACAAAGACUACCUGGCACCAUUUUACGGACUGAAUGACCGCGUUCCUGUUCUCUUGACCCUGCUCCUCGGCCUUCAACAUGCCCUCACCAUGAUCGGAUCCAUCGUCUCUCCGCCGCUCGCCAUCGCUUCAGGAGCGUUCAACUUCGAUCCGGCGAUGACAACAUACCUGGUGUCUACCGCCUUUAUAACCACUGGCAUCGCGACGGCGCUUCAAGUCACCCGCCUACACAUCAUGAAGACACCAUUCUUUAUCGGCACAGGACUCCUUAGUGUUGUAGGGCCAACUUUCGAUAUCUUACCUAUUGUCUUCAACUACGCCGCUCUACGAUACAAAUCCGGAACUUGUCCUGUUCUUGACGACGGAACUCAAGGGCCUUGCCCCGAUGCCUGGGGUGCAUGUCUAGGCACUAUGCUAUGUUGCGUCUGGAUCCAGAUAGCUCUGGCAUUUGUGCCGCCCAAGAUGCUCAACAAAGUCUUCCCUAAGCUCAUCACUGGAUCCCUCCUCACUCUCAUUGGAGUCUAUCUUGUCGGUAACGGACUGCAGAACUGGGGUGGCUCGUCAAACUGCCAUGGCGGAGAGGGCUUCUAUGCUCUAUGUCCAGAUAUCACCGCACCACAGCCGCUCGUCUGGGGACAUCCAAAGUUGAUCGGCCUGGGUUUUAGCGUUUUCGCUACUAUCAUUCUAGUUGAAGCCAUCGGUGCGCCACUCAUGCGUUCAGCUUCCGUGAUCAUUGGGUUAGCUGUAGGCUGUGCUAUAUCAGGCGCAACAGGGUACUGGUCAACAGAACAACUCACCCAAGCGCCUGGUGGCACUUUCCUCUGGGUACACACGUUCAAACUCUCCGUCGAUGGUGCGCUGGUGCUACCUAUGAUCAUCAUGUUCGCGUGUCAGGCUGUGUCUUGCAUUCCCGAUAUCUUGGCCACUGCAGAGCUAUCUGGUGUUGGCAUCGAAGGCACAGAAUUCAACAGCAGGAUUCAAGGCGGUAUUCUGUGCGAUGGUCUAGGCAGCUUCUUCAGUGCGCUGGGUACGGGGCCGCCAAUGGUCAGCCAAGCUGGUAACAACGGCGUCAUCGUUCUUACUGGAUGUGCAUCUCGUCGUGCAGGGUGGGCAGCAAGUGGCUUCCUGAUACUCAUGGGAGUCAUCGCGAAGUUCGGUGCUGUCUUCGCUUCUAUGCCGCCGUCUGUGCUGGGCGGUAUGCAAGUCUUCCUUUACAGCACCAUCGCUGUAGCUGGCAUUCGUGUUCUCGCGCUCAUCUCUUGGACCCGCCGCGAUCGCUUCAUACUUGCCGUUGCAUUAGGAAUCGGUUUUAUGGAUAUCUGUCAGCCUGAUUGGUUUGCGCAAGUCCUGGCAUACGAUGGGCCGAAUGAGAAUCUGGUUGGGUUCGAACAGGGUAUAAACCUGGCUGUCGAGACACCCUUUGUCAUUGCUGCAAUCGUUGGCAUAUUUUUGAAUGCCGUGCUGCCGAAGGAUAAGAGCGCCUCGCGAACGGUGGGGUAUGGGGAUGAACAGAAACAUCCAAGAAUAGGAGUGCGUGAUGAUUAG
Messenger RNA from Alternaria burnsii, 3720 nucleotides. Its product is annotated as purine permease. NCBI's taxonomy places the organism in Eukaryota, Fungi, Ascomycota, Dothideomycetes, Pleosporales, Pleosporaceae. Gene Ontology annotation, biological process: xanthine transport; transmembrane transport. The record is from RefSeq and is a predicted model, not a curated record. Gene Ontology annotation, molecular function: xanthine transmembrane transporter activity. The transcript has 5 exons. The coding region runs from base 1 to 3720 and encodes 1239 amino acids. Gene Ontology annotation, cellular component: fungal-type vacuole; membrane.